Molecule: messenger RNA, 2426 nt
Organism: Pundamilia nyererei
Lineage: Eukaryota; Metazoa; Chordata; Actinopteri; Cichliformes; Cichlidae
Gene: dhrs13b.2
Product: dehydrogenase/reductase (SDR family) member 13b.2
Exons: 8
Coding region: 71-1369 (432 amino acids)
Source: RefSeq, a predicted model, not a curated record
AGUAUCCGGAGAAACUUCGAGUGGCAACCGAACUAAAGGGGAUUUUCUGCGGGGUCACCAAUGAAGAAUCAUGGGUUUAAUCUUAAAUAUCCUUAUUUACUUGUAUCUAAGUGCAGGUGUGUGGAGUAUCCAGAACCCGUGGCUGCCCUGUCAGUUCACUGACGAACAUGUGUUUACUAAUAAUGAGGGGCACACUGAGACUCGACUCAUCCACAGAGAGGCUAUGCUGCAAUUUGGUCAGAAAGAAGAUGCUCCUGUUAACCCAAACGCCAUCACUUUAUUAAUCACUGGAUCAAAGUUGGACCUGAGGCGGUAUGUGGAGGGGGUGGAGGAAGAGCAGCUGGAGUGUGAGCUACGCAGAUACAGCACAGAGGGCAUUUAUGUCCGCUGGCCUGUCAUGGGCGCCCUAGAGUACAACCGCUGGUUCCUCUGUACCCUCAGACACAGCAGGGGCCUCUUUACAGUCACUGGUUUCCUCAGGCACCCCUCUGACCAGCCUCCCCCAGGAGAGCAGGACUACCGCAAAUGGCCCCCCAUCCCUGACAGAGAGGUUCUCACCACCACAGUCGCCAUGGUCAUCAAAACAAAGACUCCUUCAGUGAAAGCAGGCCUGAUGUCCCAGCAAAAGCUCCACUGCCAGUUUGACGUUGACCACAAGGGUGCCAACAUCACUGUGGAGUGGCACUGGCAGCACCGGGGAGAGAGGAAUAAACUCUUCAGCUACACCAGCCGCACCGGGCACACCCAGGGGAGCGGCGUUGGGCUGAAGGCUCUGGCGACUGGCGAUGCCACCUACACCCUCCCCCUGUCUAAGAUGAGCAGUGAAGGGACCUACAUUUGUUCAGUGUCAGUGAAUCCACUGUUUGGCAGUGUGGACAUAAAUCUGCACAUCGAAGAGCCUCCUCGUGUCUCCCUCAAUGUGGGACCCACCUUCUCACUGCAGGAGGGCCAGGAGCAGAAAGUUGUGUGUGAGGCAAACAGCUAUUACCCCUUGGAUGUGGAGAUAGUUUGGUACGAGCAGGACCCGGCAGCGUCAGGCCAGAGGGUUGGUGCUCCUCUGCCCAAGGUACUGGAUAACAUCCUACUGUCCAGCCACAAACAUAACCAGGACAGGACCUACUCGCUGUCAGCUUUCUUCUACCUCAAGGCUUCGCUCAGGCAGUCUGGCAAACAGUUUACUUGCAGUGUCUCUCAUCACUCCCUGAAAGUGCCCAUCAAAAAGAGCUUCAUUCUGAAUGUGGAAGAGCCAGGGAGCUGGAUGUUUAACAUUGUUCUUGGUUUGAUUGUGAUCCUGUUGGUCAUCCUGUUUGUAAUGCUGCGCUACCUGCACUCAGUAAGGAAAAGGGCAGUAGAGAAGAAGCCAUACUGAGCAGCGCUGAUGGCCUGAGCAGAGCAUCACACCCAUCAGUGAGAACAGCAGCACCCCCCCAUCUUUUUUUUUUUAAUUUUAGAAAUGCUGAAAUGCUUGAUUUUAGUUUUUAGGUGUAUUUGGGUUUCUGUGAAACUGAUUGUUUUUGUGUUGCACUGAUUUAAGUUUAAUUUCAUGGACUCUGAAAGUCUGAUUGUUUUGUAGUAAAAUAUGGUUUCUUUGGCCAAGAGUAAACCAUGUCCAUACAACCUAAGUCCGCCCUAAUAGACAUGCCUGCUGUGCAUUUCCUCCUAUUUGUAAUUAACUGGGUUUGCUUCGGUAUCAGUGUGUUCUUGUGUUUAUUAGAAUCCUGAGAGAGUCCUAUUCAUUUUCCUGUUUUCUUCUUACUAUAAUAUUAAUCUAAAUGCCUUUUCUUUUACCCCAGGAACAACAAAUUAGCAGGACAGCACUGCUGCUAGGCAAUGGCUAUAUUCACAUGUUUAUUCAUGUGAAUCAUCAUCCACUAAGAGACACCUUAAGCCUAUUAUUAUCAGGCUUAAAGUUGUUUGGCGCAACCCACAGACUGUAUGUAAAAGAUGGAUGUAGCCACAGUGAUCUCACCCAGUAGUUUCUGGAUUCCUCACUUUGAAGGUUAAGCCUUGGGAUUUUGGACGAUACCAGGCUGUCUUUUAGGAGCAGUAAGAGACAAUAUUUGAUGAUGGGGGUAGAUUGUAGAUAUUAGCUAGCUAACUUGGUUAGCAAGCAAUAUUCAUUAAAUUAAGUAUCUGCUAAAUGGGGGCUUCAGUUCUGGAGAGUGAAAUUCCAGUAUUUUUACAAACUUUUUGAACAUGCCAAACUACACAGCAGGUUAUAUUAUUUGUCGGACAAUUAUAUUACAAAUAUAACAUCCCUAACUUAAACCUUACUUGUGUCCAAAUAGAUGAGUUAUAGAAAAAUAUGACACAUUACAUGACAUUAAGAGAAGGAAAGGUCAAAACUAUCCAUAGAGGAGACUUUCCUAUACCAGUCUGUAAACAUGCUUUUUAACAUGGAAAUCUAUGGGGGUUGAUUUGUUUUU